Hyposmocoma kahamanoa is the source of this 1020-nucleotide messenger RNA. It is a transcript of the gene Dmc1, whose product is annotated as meiotic recombination protein DMC1/LIM15 homolog. The coding region runs from base 1 to 1020 and encodes 339 amino acids. Lineage: Eukaryota; Metazoa; Arthropoda; Insecta; Lepidoptera; Cosmopterigidae. Gene Ontology annotation, biological process: DNA strand invasion; reciprocal meiotic recombination; chromosome organization involved in meiotic cell cycle. The record is from RefSeq and is a predicted model, not a curated record. The transcript has 5 exons. Gene Ontology annotation, cellular component: condensed nuclear chromosome; nucleus. Gene Ontology annotation, molecular function: single-stranded DNA binding; ATP-dependent DNA damage sensor activity; ATP binding.
AUGAUGGAUCAAGCACUUGACGAUAAUAUUUCUGAAAACGACGAAGAAGACAGCUUCUUUCAGGAUGUAGAUAUUCUCCAGAAACAUGGAAUAAACGUGGCUGAUAUUAAAAAAUUGAAAACUGCCGGAAUAUGCACUAUUAAAGGCAUUCAGAUGUCUACGAAAAAAAAACUGUGUAAUAUCAAAGGGUUUUCGGAUACCAAAGUAGAAAAGAUAAAAGAAGCUUGUCAGAAAGUUGCGACAUUAGGUUUUAUGACGGCUCUAGAAGUUAGUGAUCGUCGCAAACAAAUAUUCAAAAUAAGUACGGGCAGCACUGAAUUGGAUAAACUGUUAGCCGGUGGCAUAGAGUCAAUGGCGAUAACAGAGGUAUUCGGCGAGUUUCGCACAGGUAAAACACAGCUGUCGCACACGCUAUGCGUAACGACGCAGAUACCAAACUCGACAGGCUAUCAAGGCGGAAAAGUUAUGUUUCUCGAUACUGAACAUACUUUUCGCCCAGAUAGAUUGAGGCCCAUCGCAGAACGAUUCAACUUGGAUCAAAACGCAGUUCUAGACAACGUCCUUUAUGCUAGGGCUUACACUUCGGAGCAUCAGGCAGAACUACUAGACUACGUAGCGGCAAAGUUCCAUGAAGAAGCAGGGAUGUUCAAACUGUUGAUUAUUGACUCCAUCAUGGCCUUGUUUCGAGUCGAUUUCUCUGGGCGCGGAGAACUUGCUGACCGACAACAAAAACUUGCUCAAGUGCUGUCCAGGCUGCAAAAGAUCUCCGAAGAAUACAACGUAGCAGUUUUCAUAACAAAUCAAAUGACAUCGGAUCCAGGUGCUACACUGACUUUUCAGGCAGACCCCAAGAAGCCCAUUGGAGGGAACAUUCUCGCUCAUGCUUCAACCACUAGAAUAUCUCUACGAAAGGGCCGAGGCGAGAACAGGAUCGCGAAGAUAUACGAUUCUCCCGAUCUGCCUGAAAGUGAGGCUACUUUCUCUAUAACUAACGGUGGAGUUGCUAACGCUAAAGAUUAG